This is a messenger RNA of Musa acuminata AAA Group (dessert banana), 2176 nucleotides long. RefSeq names its product probable receptor-like serine/threonine-protein kinase At5g57670. The transcript has 10 exons. Gene Ontology annotation, biological process: protein phosphorylation. Gene Ontology annotation, molecular function: protein kinase activity; ATP binding. Bases 126 to 1922 code for a protein of 598 amino acids. The record is from RefSeq and is a predicted model, not a curated record. NCBI's taxonomy places the organism in Eukaryota, Viridiplantae, Streptophyta, Magnoliopsida, Zingiberales, Musaceae.
GAUGGAAAUGAAAUGGCUGUGUGGUGGCCUCCACAGUCUGUCAUCAUCCAUGCACUCCUCCCUCUGCUCUACAAAUCUCGAGCCCCAGAGCAGCAUCCUGCCCUCGUUGAAGUCUGCGCCCUCCAAUGGAAUCGGUUCAUGAGAGUGCACCAGCUGCUAAGAUACUUGUUGGAGUCUCGCUUGAUGCCCGAGCGAGCUCACAGCUUCUCUCAUGGGCAGUCACAGUAGCCGCUCGACCAAAUGACACAGUUAUCGCUUUGCAUGUUCUUGUUCGGAAAGCAGAGAAGAGGCUGAAGUCGGAGAGAAGUAGUUUGCGACAGGCUCAGGCAUCUGUGAUCUCUGCUGUUGGGGAGUUCGCUGGAGUCUGCCAAACUAAGCGGGUGACGUUGGAGGCAAAGGUCAGGACUUGUUCGAGCGUUGGAGAAGGACUUGCCGACGAAGCGGCACUGGUUGAGGCCAACCUUCUUGUUCUCCGCAGAAACUCAUUUGAAAUAGUGAGAUAUUGCCUCAAGAAUGCUCCUGAAGGCUGCUCCAUUGUUGGUGUGGAUGUGGAUGUGGAUGUGGAUGUGGAUGUGCAAGCUCUGCCUAGAAAAGAUGGUGAUGUAGACUCCUUAACAUACGAUGAUAACAACAGUUCCUCGAGCUCGAGAUUGACAUACAAAGACAACAACAACAACAUGGUUAAUGCUCUCUCCCCGCUGCGCAAGUUCUUUGGAUCAACUUCCAAGAGAGACAGAAGGCACUCUUCGAGCGAAAGCAUUUGUGAGAAGGAAUCACCUAGAGGAGUUCUGGAAGGGCCAGAGGCAGCGAGCACCCCCGCAGACGACUGCUCGAGUUCGUCAAGCAGUGUCAUCGGCCGACGUAGCCACACCAACAACUGGAGGCGGCUAUCUGUGGCGAGGCUGUUCUUUCCUUUGCCUCCCUCGCCGGAGGACUCGAUAAGCAUGGAGGGUGAUGCAUGUUCAUCCUACGCUGAGGAGGUGAAGCCUUCCUGGACGUGCUUUUCCUACGAGGAGAUCUCGCGCGCUACAAACAAGUUCCAUCCGGACAACUUGGUGGGGAGAGGUGGAUUCGCGGAGGUGUUCAAGGGAAGCCUUCGCAGUGGCCAGAAUGUAGCAGUAAAAAGGUUGGCCAAAGGCGAAGGGGACCAGCUGAAGGAGAAGGAGUUCCUGGUCGAGCUCGGCAUUCUUGGGCAUGUUCGGCACCCAAACACAGCCUACUUGAUCGGGUGUUGCAUCGAGAACGGGCUUCAUCUGGUCUUCGAUUUGUCUUGCAAUGGAAGCUUGGCAUCAGCUCUGCACAGUGAGGCUUUCCCCAUUUCCUCGCUCCCUUCUUCUUCUCCAUCCUCACCAUGCAGUUCUGGAUAUGACCUGGAUGUGUCAGGUAAACAUGGCAGGGUUUUGGAGUGGUCGGCGAGGUACAAGAUCGCCAUAGGUAUAGCCCGAGGCUUGCAUUACCUUCACAAAUGCUGCAGGCACCGGAUCAUCCACCGCGAUAUCAAGGCUUCCAAUGUUGUUCUUGGCGCAGACUUUGAACCCCAGAUUUCAGAUUUUGGACUAGCAAAAUGGCUUCCAAAACAAUGGACUCAUCACUCUGUCAUCCCAAUAGAGGGCACCUUGGGGUAUCUGGCACCGGAGUACUUCAUGCAUGGGAUAGUCGAUGAGAAGACCGAUGUCUUUUCAUUUGGUGUUCUACUGUUGGAGAUUGUUACUGGCAGGAGGCCGGCGGACACCUCAAAGCAGAGCCUGCUUGUGUGGGCCAAGCCACUGAUGCAGUCUGGAAGAAUAGCUGAGCUAGCUGAUCCCAAGCUGGAAGGUAAGUACGACAUGGAUCAGAUGCAAAGAUUAGUGGUCACCGCCUCAUACUGUGUGAGACAAUCAUCGAUUUGGCGUCCACCCAUGAGUGUUGGGUCUCCUAACUAAUGACCGUGAUUCAGUGGAAGCACAGAUACGGAGUAUUCCUGAAUGCCAGGUUGAUGAGAUGGAUGAUUACAAUUUGGCUACAGAUUGUUCCCUCGACUACUAGCCAUCUGUUUUGGACUAUGAUGGAAUUUUGUGUGUUGUGUUUUCUUUUUCUUGGAGUUUCUUUCUUAGGUUUUAGAGAUUGUCAUGUAAUUAUUAUUGGACCAAUGUUGUACUGAUCGUCUCUUUUAUGAUGAGCAUAGUUUUGAGCUUUA